GUGAAUAUUCACACAUACACACAGAGGCAGUGAAGAAAGAGGUGGCGCUCUGUUCUCUCACAGGACUGGUCUGAUCUCUCUCUUCCCACAUUGAGAUUAUCAGAUCCUGGAGGUUGAACACAGAUGUUGUAUACCAUGUCGGCUGUGACCAACCAGCCUCUUCCUAUUGGUCAACUGGAACGAGAAAAGCACAUCCAGAUGAUCUUCAGAGCUUUCCAGAACCGAUGUGGGCCAUGCGAGUGCCAGUCUCACUUACCUGCACCCAAACCCCAUACACUGCCUCCUGACUGGGAUCCUGAUGAGCAGCUUUCGGUUCAGGCUCCUGAGAGGAAGCCGGAGAACAGCUUCCUGCAGCCAGCAGAGAACGUGAAUAGGCCAGAGAUGAAGCAGAGUAACUCAUGUGCAGCAGGUUCAGACUUAAUGUCUGUGCUGGAAACAGUCAGUCAGAUUCAUAUUAGUGCUCAGCCACAGCUACAAGGUCCACAGUGUGUUCCCAGGAGGAUCUACAGCAUCGCCACAGGAAGCAGCAGGUCACAGAUUUUUGUGGCUGUGGAAGAGAGUUCAUGUGUGUGUCUCCAGUGUUGUGGUCCAGCUCGGGCCUAUACAUUGAAGGGUUUCAACUGUCAAGGCUGUCCAGUCUUUUAUUUUGAAAGGCCCUUCAGAUGGGACGCCUGUUGCCUCGGCUGCUGUCUGAUGGAGAUGAGGGUCUACUCACCUCAGAAACAUCUCAUUGGGACUGUGUGCCAGAGGUGGAGCAUGUUUACCUCUCUCCUGGAAGUGUGCGACUCAGAAGGAGUGUCCGCUGUCAGAAUUCAGGGCUCCUGCUGUCCAUGUCGAUGUGUCUCCAACCAGCAGUUUCAGAUCGUCUCAAACAUUGGUGAGAGACUUGGCACCAUAUGGAAGAAAUGGCCAGGCUUCAAUGAAGAACAUAACAUGGACCAUGAAUAUUUUGGGUUAGAUGUACAAUCGACUAUGGAAUCAGACAUGAAAUUGCUUCUGCUGGCAGCCACUUUCUUGUUGAAUCACAUGUUUUUUGAAAUGAGCUGAUCCUAACAAUCACCAGUGACAGACACUACAGCUCGACUUGAACUACAGGUUCCUGUUCCAAUAUCGUUCUCUCCAGUGUCGGUGUCCACCUAGAACAGAAAACUGACCACGAUCCAAAUAGAUGCAAACAGAUGCAUAUUUGACAUUUAUUGCUAUAAACCAUGAGGUGUACAUCCAUCAGUUUCUUGUCUUUUGAAACAUACACACACUCACUCCUGCACACAUCAUCGCACUACCAAACAUGGGCAGCAUUACAGCAUGUCAACAACCUCGAGGUGCUUUCUGAACAUGGUUCAAUGUCGAAAAUACUCUUGAGGAAUCAAAUGUAACAGACCCAGACCCCGGGGCCCAAACUCAUCUCUUUUGCUAAAAAAAAAAAAGGAAAAAAAAAAACAAA
Molecule: messenger RNA, 1444 nt
Organism: Solea solea (common sole)
Lineage: Eukaryota; Metazoa; Chordata; Actinopteri; Pleuronectiformes; Soleidae
Product: phospholipid scramblase 2
Exons: 8
Coding region: 124-1047 (307 amino acids)
Biological process (GO): plasma membrane phospholipid scrambling
Cellular component (GO): plasma membrane
Molecular function (GO): phospholipid scramblase activity
Source: RefSeq, a predicted model, not a curated record